CAGAAAUUGGCGCGUUGUUGAUAUAUAAUUUGUUGUUUUCAAUUAUUUACUUUUUUCACAGUAAAUCCUAAUUUUGAAUAUGUUUUAUACUAGUAGGUAAUUAAUAAACCAUGUCGAGUCCCGAAAAGAAACGUAUGAAAUACGAUCCUAAAAAAGUACAAUGUGAAUCCUUAAAUGUAACAGAAAAGCAACAAAAGCAUACAAGGUCUGCAGUUAAAACAGAAACAGAACGUCAAAUGGAGCUGAAGACAAUGAAGAAGAAAAACUUUGUAAUUGCAUGUGAGAAGGUGUCAUGUGAAGCAUAUUUAAAUCGGCAAAAACGACUUCAAAUCUUAAACUGGCCAACCUGUGCUAAAAGUGAUUGUAGCCAUUUAUUGAAACAAGAGACUAUCAGAGAAAUGCCUUGUUAUGCCACAGAGACUUUCAACAUUGAAAUAAAAAGUGGAAUGUGGUUUGAUGCAUUAGAAGUGUGCCAAGUCAACAUUUCUUGUGACCAAUACUUAUCAGCUGAGGUCAUGAAAGAAAUUUUAGAAAUAAUACUGAAUGCACAUGAUGACAGUUAUGUAAACUACACAGUGGAGGAGCUAAUAGACAAAUGCCAACAAGUCCUGUCUUUGAACUUCAGCUCUCACCCUCCAUGUUCCAUGGAAAUCAGGAAGUGCUACGAGAACUUCCUCACAACACCCAUGGACUUGAAAGGCAACACAUUUACUAACCGGAUGGAAUGUGGCUGUGAUGAUGGCAUAAUUAAAUAUUGUAUGAACCGGCUUGAACAUGACAUAAAUGCUGAAAGCGAUGAGCCUUUAGUCAAACUCUAUGAAAACACACCUUUUGAAAUGAAGGAAGGUGUUCAAGGCUUACAUUGGCAGAAGGAGAAGUUUGAAAUAUUUGAAGGACUUAAAAGACCAGAAAGAAUUAAGAGGGUGAUGGCAGUCCUUGAGAGUACCAUUGAACUGUUACAAUAUGAUCUUGCAAUAUGGCUAACAAGGCACACCAGAAAUUUAGGCAGACAGAUAAUGAAUUUGAAAAAACGACCCCUGCUUGCUAUACUUCUGUGGCCAAUUACCGCAAACUCACCCACUCAGCUACUGAACACUGGUAGUAUGACCAAGAACUGUCGCCAGAUAGUAGACUUGUUUAUAUACGUCAUUCACCUGCAGUAUCCUGAGGAACACAUACAAGUGAUGACUACGUGGCUAAACACGAUGAUUGAAAUCAUCUAUAUAUGUGAAACAAACUCUGAUGGUGACUAUCCAAACAUAGGAAAAUACUGCUACUCGUUUGCAACAAAAUUUUACGAAUGCAUGACAAAUACCGAUAAAUGUCUGUCCAAUGACUCAAUAAUACAUAUAUUGGAAAGGAUUCAACCCUCAUUCAUGAAAUACUUGAUCGGAAUGCAUGUGACCAAAUCAUUCAUAAGAGUCAAAGAAAAAGAAGACAAUGUGAUUAGAAUUUUAAUUGACUACAUUGAAAAAUGUAAAAAGGAAGGAUAUCCUGAAUGCAGUGACAUACAAGUAUCAAAACAACAAUCUUCCUCAACAGAUAAAACAUUUAACAUGUUACUGUCUUUGAUGGAGCAAUGCAGACUGGACGAAGUUAGCCUUUCAAACUCUGAUAACAACAAUAAUAAUGGAUUUCUCAAAAUCUCAUCCUCAAAGUCUGAUUAUGAAGUUGUCAGUGCAUAUCAUGUGGUACAUGUACUAUAUGUAACAAUUGAGGCUCUCCUAGAUGCUUACAGUGUGAAAACUGUACAAGAGACAUUAAAUGAUCUCAAUAACAAGUUACUGCAAGAUCCUUCACAACCUGCUCAAGUUGUUGUACCCACACCUGGCAUAUAUUCAGUUUCUGUAGACUACAUAAAAAAAUAUAGGACAAUUUUUAUGUCCCUACAAGAACUUAUAAAACUGAAGCAAGAAAUGAUGGAAAAGGAUGGGUGGCCAGAAGUGCUAAACCUGUUUAAUGAUAUAUUGGAAUAACAUUCUCAAUAUUUUAAGAUUACAUAUUUUUACCUGGAUGUACCUGUUGAUUAAACUAUUUUUAAGUAAGUUAAAGAAGUUACCAUGAUACUUGAGAAAUAAAUAAUACUUCUAUAUUUUCCAAA
This is a messenger RNA of Leguminivora glycinivorella, 2101 nucleotides long. RefSeq lists its product as uncharacterized. The transcript has 6 exons. Lineage: Eukaryota; Metazoa; Arthropoda; Insecta; Lepidoptera; Tortricidae. The record is from RefSeq and is a predicted model, not a curated record. Bases 111 to 1976 code for a protein of 621 amino acids.